AUGGCUGACGAGAAAGAAAUUGAGCGUAUUUCGCGCCUGCUCGCGCGUGCUAAAGUAAAGCGUACUACCAUUAUAUCGCAGAUUCGAGCUAUACAUGCUAUGGCGUUGCGCGUACAAUCGGAGCCUGAUCUAGCCUCAGAGUUUGCGUUAAACGCGGCGGAUUUAGACGCGCUAUGGUUUCAAUUUAGGACAGAUGACGAUUCCGUAUUAGAUCUUUUAUCGGCGUCCGAUAAGCUCACCGACUAUUCACCCGAGCUGACAGCGGAGGUACGCCAACUAAUUCACGCGGCUAAAAAUAUCGCCCAGCGGUUAAUCCCGACAGGUGUCGACGCCGUCGACUUGUCAUAUCUCCGAAAUGGGACAUCAAGUGUUCAGAAACCGCGCGAGGAUCCGGUUAAGUCACUUUCCCGCUUACCUGAUAUACCUCUACCCACGUUCGAGGGUGAUUACCGAUCGUGGCCCAAUUUUCGCGACAGAUUUUCCGCGCUUGUCGAUACGCGACACAAUUUAUCGAACAUCGAUAAAAUGUAUUAUUUAAUAGGUUGCUUAAAAGGCGCCGCAGCCGAUGCUGUUCGAGGCAUACCGGUGUCGGCGGACAAUUACGAGUUAGUAAUGAACACCUUGUCCGAUAAGUUCAAUCGACCGCGUUUGGUUGCAACGUCACUCGUCGACAAGCUAUUGCAAUCGUCGACCAUGACACAAGAGUCGCUUAACGACUUGAACGCAUUUGUAGGAACGUGUAGUGAAUCCAUCUCAUUGUUAGACGCGCUAAAAAUACCAGACGUUGGGUCUUUUAUUUUAUUUUCUAUAGCGUUUCGAUGUCUACCUGUUUCUACCCGCAAGUUAUUUGAGGCGAACAGUUCAGUAGAUUACCCGUCGAUAGGACAAUUAUUAGCCUUUCUCCGAUCCCGGGUGGCCAUUCUCGAAGUCGUGGGCGAAUCCCACAAAAAUAGUGCGAGUAAUGCGCCGUCAAAGUCGACUGGUCAGUUCCGAAAGGGGGGAGAUUACUCAGGGAAGCCUCGGUUGACGUCUUUAGUCACCUCCAAAUCUAAUAAUACGUGUCUAUGUUGUGCGGGUUCGCACGCUCUAACAUCGUGUUCGCGGUUCAAGAAUUGGGGCCCCGACGAGCGUGCUCGGUGGACGCGCGAUAAAAAAUUAUGUUUUAAUUGUUUUAGUGACGAGCACUGGGCUCCCAAGUGUAAUGCUAAAUCAAGUUGUCAGAACUGCACGCGCAAACACCACUCGCUUCUUCAUCAUAAUAAAUCGUCCAGUAGAGAUCGCGAUGUUCGAAACGAGCCACCGGCUGCCGAAGCGUCGUUAUGCGCGUCCGUGCCGCGUCCCCCUCCACACCAGGCGUCGUCUGUAAUUUUAGGUACCGCGCUAGUGCAUAUGCGCGAUCGUUCCGGUUCGUGGCAAACAAUGCGCGCAUUGAUAGAUUGCGCGUCGCAGAUAAGCGCCGUUACGAGUGCGUGUGCCGAUCGAUUAGGCCUUAAGCGCUCCCGUUGGACAGCCCCGGUAAGCGGUUUAUCCGGAGUUCCUGUAGUAAAUGUCCAAGGUCGCGUUGAGUGUAACGUACAGCCGCGGUUUGCGUCCGAACCUGUGCUUUCCAUAAAUGCGUGGGUAUUGCCCGCCAUAACGGGUGAUUUGCCUCGAACAACGUUACACUCGAGCGUUAAAGAUAGGUACUCUAAUCUCGCGCUCGCCGACCCGUCAUUCGAUAUCACUUCACCUAUUGAUGUAUUAUUAGGCGGCGAUGUAUACGCGUCAAUAAUGGACGGUCGGAAAUUUUCGGUGGACAAAGCGUUACCAACGGCGUUUAGUUCGGUCUUUGGUUGGAUCUUAAUUGGUCCAGUGUCCGACCGAGAGGCUCACCCGUAUCAAUCGAUGCCGGUCGCUAUGACUGUUUCCAUUGAAGGGUUAAUGGAACGGUUUUGGCAAGUUGAGGAGCCAGAGGCUGCUCCCGCGACGUUUACCGACGAGGGGCGUUGUGAAAAGUUAUUUUGUGAACAGACUGUACGUUUGCCGUGCGGCCGUUUUUCGGUACCGUUGCCUUUUCGUGCGCCGCCGUCAGCUGAUACUUUUAACGGGUCCCGCGAACUCGCGGUGCGACGUUUUGACGCGCUUGAACGUAAAUUGGUUACGAGCCCUCAAUUAAAAGCAUUAUAUGUCCAGUUCAUGUCGGAAUACAUUUCGCUAGGUCAUAUGUCCGUCGCGACGUCCCCGGGACGUUAUUUUAUUCCGCAUCACGCGGUGUAUCGUCCGGCGAUCGACGAAAAUAAAAUACGCGUCGUAUUCGACGCUUCCGCGCAGAGUAGUCGCGGACCGUCAUUGAAUAAUUGCUUGUUUACCGGUCCUAAAUUACAACAGGACAUAGUCGACAUUUUGACAAGAUUUCGAGUCCCCAAGUACGUUUUUACGACCGACAUCUGCAAAAUGUAUAGACAAAUAUUAAUUUUGCCGGAAUAUCGUCAAUUCCAACAUAUUUUAUGGCGACCGUCGCCACACGACGAACUUGUAGAAUACGAGUUAAAUACCGUUACGUACGGCGUUAAUUGCGCGCCUUAUCUUGCUCUACGCGUGCUACAAACUAUCGCAUCCGAUGAUUGCGAUAAUUUCGAGUUUGUGCGUAACGCGCUAACGCGUCAGACCUAUGUCGAUGACAUCUGCGACGGAGCAGAUACGAUUUCGAACGUAUUAAAAUUACAGUCCGAUUUAAUCUCUGUUAUGCACAAAGCGGGAUUAGAGCUGAAAAAGUGGGCGUCAAAUACGUCAUGCGUUUUAGACGCGGUGCCAGCCACAGAUCGUGUGUGUGCGCCUAUGCCGUUCGAAUCGGUCGACGGCUACGGUACUAAGGUGCUCGGCUUACAAUGGCAUCCCGAUGGGGACUAUUUUUGUUGCGCACUAAGUCUCGAUUCUGCAGCACCCGUAUGCACCAAACGCGGCAUUCUUUCUUUAGUAGCGCGUAUAUUCGACCCGCUAGGUGUGUUCGCUCCCGCGGUAUUUUUAGCUAAAUCUAUUAUGCAGCGGACCUGGAAACUUGGCAUGACUUGGGAUGAGCCCUUACCAAACAAGAUUCACGACGAAUGGGUCGCGUUCGUCUCCGACUUACCGUCGUUAUUAAAUAUUAGGGUUCCGCGUUAUUUGAAAUCGAGCCACGGAGCACCAUGCUAUUUACUAGGUUUUUGUGACGCCUCGCAACUCGGCUACGCGGCGGUCGUGUACGUGCGCAUGGUUGACGUCGAUGUUAACGCGUCCGUAUGUUUAAUUGGUACGAAAACAAAAUUAGCGCCGGUAAAAUCAUUAACCAUUCCCCGACUAGAAUUAAAUGCCGCGUUGUUAUUGGCUCGAUGGUUAAGUCGCGUUCGCGACAUUUUGGCCCCGCAAUUAAAUAUUGUCGGCAUAAAUGCGUGGUCAGAUUCUACGAUAGUAUUAUCAUGGUUAGGUGCCCCGCACGAAGCUUUUAAAAUUUAUGUGUCGAAUCGAGUGCACCAAAUUCGCACUUUACUGCCGGAUUGUCGAUGGCGGCAUGUUGACUCGGUCAAUAACCCCGCCGACUGCGCGUCGCGUGGCAUAAUGCCGGCUGCCCUAGCGCAGCACGAAUUGUAUUGGCACGGUCCACAUUUAGCGUAUGGCGAUCCGUCGGAAGGGGACGAUGCUCAUUCGCCGUUACCGUUGUGUGACCUGCCCGAACUUCGUCCAGCGUCCUGCGCCGCCUGUGUUGACGAAAUUGAAGUCGAAUGGUUUAAUCGUUUUUCUAAUUACGACCGCAUGUUACGAGUAGUAGCGUAUAUGCGCCGGUUUAUUGCCGCCGGUAUUCGUCGAGUACGUCGACAACCGGACCACAAUGCGCCCGCAUAUUUGCAAAAGUCAGAAAUAGAUAGCGCCGCUCGCAUAUUAGAGGCUGAGUCCCAGCGCGUACAUUUCGCCGUUCUGUUACGCGAAUUGUCGACGGGUAAGCAUGUCUCGUCGAAGCCACUUGCCCGUUUAGCGCCCUUUAUCGAUCCGGUAGGCGUGAUUCGCGUUGGCGGACGACUGCGGCAUUCUUUAUUAGCUUAUGAUUGUAAGCAUCCGGUUUUGUUAGCUAAGCAUUCGCAUUACGCUUAUUUAUUGUGCCACCGUUGGCACCGGGUGACGUGUCACGCCGGCCCGCGAGUUCUUACUGCGCUUAUUUCACGUCGAUUUUGGAUUGUCUCGCUUCGAUCGGUGUUGCAUCGUGUCAUUACUAACUGUUCUAUAUGUGUAAGGUUUGAUGCCAAACGUGUUCAACCGUUAAUGGCGGAUUUGCCCGACACUCGCGUCCAACAGCGACGAGCCUUCGACCGUGUCGGCGUCGAUUAUGCGGGCCCCUUACAAAUGCGUGAGACCAGACUGCGCAAAUCACGCGUUUUCAAAAUUUAUAUAGCGGUCUUCAUUUGUUUUAUUACGAAAGCUGUCCACCUCGAAGUUGUAACCGAUCUGUCGACCGAUGCCUUCCUAGCCGCGUUCGAUCGCUUUAUUGCCCGUCGAGGUCUACCGAGCGAUGUGUUUUCGGACUGCGGCACUAAUUUCGUCGGGGCUGAUAAGAAAUUACGCGCGCUUAUCCACAGCCCGGAAGGCCGGGCCGCUAUUGCCAAUUCGCGUGCUAUCUGCGAAUGGCACUUCAAUCCGCCUAGCGCCCCCCACUUCGGAGGCUUAUGGGAAGCGGCGGUGCGAUCGACGAAACGACUUUUAAUACGAGUCAUAGGGACACAUAUCUUCACGUACGAAGAGUUUACGACUAUAUUAGCGCGCGUAGAGGCCGUUCUAAACUCGCGUCCGCUCACGCCCGUCUCGACGGACCCGCAUGACCUCGAGUGUUUGACACCUAGUCAUUUUUUAAUAGGUCAACCGCUUCUCACCGUACCGCCUAGAUCGGGUCCAGAGUCCACCCGUAGUUUAACCGAUCGGUGGAAGUUGAUGGAUCAGUGCCAUCAAUCCUUUUGGCGCCGUUGGUCCUCUGAGUAUCUGACUACGCUACAGGAGAGGUCCAAAUGGACCAAGGGUGUCCCCAACGUCAAAGUAGACGAUAUGGUCGUAGUAGUAGACAACCAAAAUCCGCCGUUGAUGUGGCGACUCGGCCGUAUAGUAGAGUUGUUUCCCGGUACCGAUGGUCAUGUCCGUGUCGCUCGAGUAUUAACCCGAGCAGGUAGCGUCAUACGACCAGUGGUCAAACUCGUGCUGUUACCCACCAAGUAA
Rhopalosiphum padi (bird cherry-oat aphid) is the source of this 5214-nucleotide messenger RNA. RefSeq lists its product as uncharacterized. Bases 1 to 5214 code for a protein of 1737 amino acids. Gene Ontology annotation, molecular function: nucleic acid binding. The record is from RefSeq and is a predicted model, not a curated record. Lineage: Eukaryota; Metazoa; Arthropoda; Insecta; Hemiptera; Aphididae. Gene Ontology annotation, biological process: DNA integration. The transcript has a single exon.